This is a messenger RNA of Gossypium raimondii (Peruvian cotton), 1757 nucleotides long. RefSeq names its product abscisic acid 8'-hydroxylase CYP707A2. Gene Ontology annotation, biological process: abscisic acid metabolic process; sterol metabolic process. Gene Ontology annotation, molecular function: iron ion binding; heme binding; (+)-abscisic acid 8'-hydroxylase activity. Lineage: Eukaryota; Viridiplantae; Streptophyta; Magnoliopsida; Malvales; Malvaceae. The record is from RefSeq and is a predicted model, not a curated record. The transcript is spliced from 7 exons. The coding region runs from base 50 to 1441 and encodes 463 amino acids.
UUCCUCCCUUCACCACUUAUCAGCCACUUCACCACCAUCUCUUACUACAAUGGCAUUUACUUUCAUCUUCUGUUUCAUUCCUCCAUUCUUAUUCAUUUUUCUAUUCCAUUCUCUUCUUCUUCAUUUCUUCAAACCCAAUCGCCCCAAAUUACCUCUCCCUCCUGGAACUAUGGGUUGGCCUUACAUCGGUGAAACCUUUCACCUUUACUCCCAGAACCCCAAUGUCUUCUUUGCUUCCAAGCAGAAAAGGUAUGGCUCCAUAUUCAAGACCCACAUACUAGGUUGUCCAUGCGUGAUGAUUUCCAGCCCUGAUGCUGCGAAAUUCGUGCUCGUUACCAAAUCUCAUCUCUUCAAGCCAACAUUCCCUGCAAGUAAAGAGAGGAUGUUAGGCAAACAAGCCAUCUUCUUUAACCAGGGACCCUACCAUGCCAAGUUGAGGAAGCUUGUUCUCCGUGCCUUCAUGCCCGAUUCCAUCAAAAACAUCGUCCCCAACAUCGAAUCCAUUGCCAAACAUUCCCUCCAUUCAUUGCAAGGCCGUCUCAUUACCACUUUCCAAGAAAUGAAAACCUACACAUUCAAUGUUGCUCUACUAUCGAUAUUCGGAAAGGAUGAUCAAGUGCUUUACAGAGAAGAUCUGAAAAGGUGUUACUAUAUCCUUGAGAAAGGGUACAACUCCAUGCCCAUUAACCUCCCUGGUACGCUUUUCAACAAAUCAAUGAAAGCAAGGAAAGAGAUAGCCCAGAUUCUAGCCAAAAUCAUAUCGACCAGGAGGCAAACGAAGCAGGUGGAUUGCAAUGACUUGCUUGGGUCUUUCAUGAGUGACAAAGAAGGCCUCACCGACGAACAAAUUGCCGACAACGUGAUUAGUGUAAUCUUUGCUGCUCGUGACACCACCGCCAGCGUGCUAACAUGGAUAAUUAAGUAUCUUGGAGAAAACCCUAGCGUUCUUCAAGCUGUCACUGAAGAACAAGAGGCAAUAAUGAGAGGUAAAGAGGAGCAAGAGCUGAGUUGGGAAGAUACCAAGAAGAUGCCAUUAACAUCUAGGGUGAUUCAGGAGACACUUAGAGUUGCUUCAAUUUUAUCUUUUACCUUCAGAGAAGCAGUGGAAGAUGUUGAAUAUGAAGGGUAUCUUAUACCAAAAGGAUGGAAAGUGUUACCACUCUUUAGAAACAUUCACCACAGCCCAGAAAUAUUUCCAGAUCCUCAAAAGUUUGAUCCCUCAAGAUUUGAGGUUGCUCCCAAACCCAAUACAUUUAUGCCAUUUGGCAGUGGGACCCACUCUUGUCCAGGGAAUGAGUUAGCCAAGCUGGAAAUCAUGGUCCUUCUCCAUCAUCUGACAACAAAGUACAGGUGGUCAAUGGUGGGUAGUAACAGCGGGAUACAGUAUGGUCCAUUUGCGCUUCCCCAAAAUGGUUUGCCCAUCAGAUUAGUCAGAAAGUGAGGAAAAUUACCCAGAUUUUAUUCUAGUUUCUACAAGAGAAACAAACAAGGAGCAUUCUCUGUUUUUAGGGCAAAACCCAAAAGGAGAAACUUAAGAUUAGCAGCAUGCAAAAGGCAAGGCAACAACAUCCAAGUGUACAGCAGAAGGGAAGAAGCUGAAUUCUGCCAACAAAUCAUAUGUCUUCAACUCAUCAUAGGAAAAAUAAGCAAAUCGAUGAAUUUGACAUUUGCAGUUUAUGUAUUCAUCCUGAAAAAGGAGUCUAAUAUUGAAAGUCCGCAAGGCAAAUCGAUUAUCAAAUAUAUUGAAAUUUUAGAUA